GGGAGAGAGAGACUCAAAAGGCUAACACUCAAAGCAAUCAUGGCAUCUCCCCUUUGGAAUCCACCGUACUUUUUUAUUUUUAUUUUUAAAACUUUUUCAGCUUUCAUCUUUUCCUUUCCCUAUAAAUUUCGAGAUGCUUCUCUUUUCCAUAAAUGUUUGCACAUAUAUAACCUACUUCCUUCUGAACCUUUGGUUGUCCCAAAAUUAGUUUCCUUCUGUUCAUAAGCCAAGCACCAGGAAACCUGUGAUCUUUGCCCAAUAAAAUGGGAGCCAUAAUUUGUGGUAUUGGUAAGCCAAGCAAGAAAAAGAGCUUGGAUGGGAAGCUUGAAAGGAAAAUAGCUGAAUUGAAAAGACAUAAAUUUGGACAAAGCAGAUUGAAAUCAAUUGAUAGCAUAGUUAUACUGUUCCCUAUGUUCAAGGAGAGAUUGAAAACUUUAAGAGGAAUGUUUGAACAGUAUGAUGAGGACUCUACUGGAUCUAUAGAGCCCAGUGAACUAAAAAGGUUCUUAGAACAUCUGCAACUUCAUCUUCCAGAAAAGGACAUUGAGGAUCUUUUUCAUUAUUGUGAUAUUGAUGGAAGCAAGGGCAUACAGUUUAAUGAAUUUAUAGCUCUUCUAUGCCUCAUCCAUAUCAUACAAGAACCUCCAUCCUCUGAUAAUUUAUUAAAGGAAGAGUUAGCACAGCUUGGAGAAGUUUUUAAUUCCAUAGUUGAAGCCUUUCUGUUUUUUGAUAAAAAUGGUGAUGGUAAGCUUAACAAGAAGGACAUGGUCAGGACAAUGAAUGAGACUAACCCUUGGGAAAGAUCCCCAGCGCGCAUCACUAAAGAACGAUUUCAAGAAAUGGAUUGGGACAAGAAUGGACAGGUCACAUUCAGGGAGUUCCUCUUUGGUUUCAUUAAUUGGGUUGGGAUUGAUGUUGAUGGAUAGAUGCAUGAAAGGAAGUUAUACCACAGAGAGGAAUGCUUGAAGUUAGAUUGUGUUGACUGUGUUUAACCUAGAUUGUUCUCAUUUCUUAAAAUUGUAUUGGAGGAAUUUAUACAAUUUGCUUGUGGCAUUGAAAAUUAGAAAAACUGAAGUAUGAAUAGAAUAGAUUGUGUUGACUGUGUUUAACCUAGAUUGUUCUCAUUUCUUAAAAUUGUAUUGGAGGAAUUUAUACAAUUUGCU
This is a messenger RNA of Gastrolobium bilobum, 1163 nucleotides long. RefSeq names its product probable calcium-binding protein CML22. Gene Ontology annotation, molecular function: calcium ion binding. The coding region runs from base 264 to 926 and encodes 220 amino acids. The transcript has 5 exons. The record is from RefSeq and is a predicted model, not a curated record. NCBI's taxonomy places the organism in Eukaryota, Viridiplantae, Streptophyta, Magnoliopsida, Fabales, Fabaceae.